CUGUUCAGGUUGUGCCAGAACAGAUAUCUGUUGGAAAAGAGUGUACGCUGUGGCGCGACCCGGAUGCAGGGGAAACUAAAGAAAGAAAGUAAAAGUAAUUGUAUAAAUGUAACAACCAAUGAACUAUAGUUCAAUACCCAGUCAUUUAAGAAUGACAGAAAUGUUUUCCGUUAUCACAGCGUGGUGAGUACAGAGGGGCGGUGAUUGGUAGACAGAACAGGCAGGGAGGGGGCUAACGUAACCGUCACUCCCAUCCCAACAGCAGGCUGUGCCGACUGAAGGGGGAGCAGGAGCCGGAGCCGGAGCACAGCCAUUCAUUCUUCUGUGGUUCCGUAGAGAACGUGGAGCACGAAGGGCAGAUACUGAUGGCUGCUGCUGCUGUUGGAGAAUAUAAAUCUGCUCACAAAGCUUGGUUCGACAUUUAAAGUUCAACAGCAGGAGCCACGCGGAGAGAGGCCUGCGCACGAAUCCUCAAAGCCGUCGAUUCACAGACUUUACACGUUUUGAAGAGCAGGGAAAGGACUCUUUGACCAUCUGGAUUUAACUGGAGAAAAUCGCUUCUGUGCUUGACCCAAGAUUCCACUCCAGAGGUGUGUCUGAUGUGACGCCAGCAGGCUGGCUCAGGGAGCGGAACUCCAGUAUAAUGUAGACGUCAAAAAGAAACAAGAAUAAGAGUUAGAACAGCAGAGUGACAGGAGGAAGUUGACCUCAGGGAGAAGGCGGAACAGCUGUGACGAAAGACGCCGAACACAAGAUAAGGAGCAAGAGAACCUGAGAGGAGCUGGAAGCAGCGCACACUGUGAAUCAUUGACGUGAACCUUCUGUGAACAGCAGUGUCACCUCCUCUUCCCUGUGAAGUGAUCGCUCACACUUGACAGCAGCGGGAUCGCAACCUCAGCUCUUGGUCCUGUGGCAGCGCCCCGACCCAAGCCCGUUCCUCAGCCAAUCAGAUCGAGGAGAAACCCCACUGACCGUCAGCAUGUGCCAUGUGAUUGUCACCUGCCGCUCCAUGCUGUGGACUCUGCUCAGUAUCCUCGCUGCAUUUGGAGAACUCAUCGCCUUCAUGAGCACCGACUGGCUGGUGGGAUUCCCCCGUACUCCAGAUGCCGUCUUUGGCCCCCAUGGGGCCACCACAGCGGGAGAGGCCUAUAGGCCCACUUUAGGAAUCUACGGCCGCUGUAUAAAACUGCCCCACCUGCAGCGAGGAAUCCUGUGUGGGCCAUACGCCGUGCACUUCGGGGAGAUUGCCAGCGGGUUCUGGCAGGCCACCUCCAUCUUCCUGGCUGCAGGGAUCCUGUUGUUGUGCGCAGUGGCUUUCAUCUCAGUUUUUACCAUGUGCUUCCAAAGCAUCAUGAAGAAGAGCAUCUUCAAUGUGUGCGGACUGCUGCAAGGGAUCGCAGGUCUGUUUCUGAUCCUGGGCCUGAUGUUGUACCCCGCUGGUUGGGGUUCAGACAAGGUCCAGUUGUAUUGUGGUCCGGACGCCGCCCCGUACCGAGCCGGGCUGUGCUCCAUGGGCUGGGCCUUUUACACGGCCAUGGGGGGCACCGUCCUCACCUUCGUCUGUGCCGUCUUCUCUGCACAGGCUGAGAUCGCCACGUCCAGCGACAAGGUCCAGGAGGAGAUCGAAGAGGGAAAAAGUCUGAUCUGCCUCCUCUGAGGCCAAAGAUGCUUAACUCCUGUGGGUAAAAGUGAAGAAAAGAGUGAAACCAGAGGAGAGAGCCUGAAAACCAACAACAGCGGCUCCUCUGCUGUUGGUCAUGAGUCCGUGUUGUGAAACGAUGCCCUGCUUUGUUUACCACUAAAACUGACUCUCGUCUUCAUUUUGUGUUCUGUUGUGGGUAAAAAACUUAAAAAGUGCCAUUUUCUUUUUUUUUUUUUAAUUCCUUAAAGUGGAAUUUUGUCUUUCUGCCACUAGAGGUGCAGUGUAUGUAAUUGUGUAGCCACGUGGUCGGGCUCUGAUUGCCGCCAUGCACUCUGUAAAUAAGUGUGAUUAUAUAUAUUUUGUACAUAGUUAUGAUCACAGAAUGAUGGUCGGCUCCAUCUGAGCUGGGCUGAUGAGUCACUCCUGCCGUUAAAAAAAACAAACACCACAGUCAACUAUUGUUGUCUCCAGUCUGUUUGUCACAUUUGAGAGAACCACUACAGUCAGAAUAAACUACUCAGAGAACAAACGGCCGUCAGCUCAGCCUCAGAGCUCACAGAAUGUAAAUUGAUGAAAUGUAUCAGUGACUCACAGACUGCACAAGGACAAUUCUGUUCGUCCUCUUUUAUUUUUUGAAAAAAACAUUUUUUUUUCGAGAAUGCAUCAUGAACAAAUAAUGAAGUCAUGAAGACUGAUUGGAGUUUCAGCUGAGAGAAUUGACCCGCUCCUCCUUCAGUAGACCUCCUGCAGUCCGUGCACAGAGACAUGAACUGAACAGUAUUGAUGUCAUUGGUGACGGCUGCCUUUCAGGGAGCCUGUUGAGUCAUAGAUAGUGUAUCAGCCUUAAGUGUUCUCCUUUGUGUUCUGCCGAAUGAAUAAAGAGGAUUUUAGGAGGAAAAAAA
Messenger RNA from Cynoglossus semilaevis (tongue sole), 2544 nucleotides. RefSeq names its product LHFPL tetraspan subfamily member 2a (gene lhfpl2a). Gene Ontology annotation, cellular component: membrane. The record is from RefSeq and is a predicted model, not a curated record. The transcript is spliced from 4 exons. Lineage: Eukaryota; Metazoa; Chordata; Actinopteri; Pleuronectiformes; Cynoglossidae. The coding region runs from base 980 to 1657 and encodes 225 amino acids.